Trichechus manatus latirostris (Florida manatee) is the source of this 954-nucleotide messenger RNA. RefSeq names its product olfactory receptor 2B11. Gene Ontology annotation, cellular component: plasma membrane. Gene Ontology annotation, molecular function: G protein-coupled receptor activity; olfactory receptor activity. Gene Ontology annotation, biological process: G protein-coupled receptor signaling pathway; detection of chemical stimulus involved in sensory perception of smell. The transcript has a single exon. The record is from RefSeq and is a predicted model, not a curated record. Lineage: Eukaryota; Metazoa; Chordata; Mammalia; Sirenia; Trichechidae.
AUGAGAAGUGGCAACCAGAGUUUCUUGGGGGAUUCCCCUAAGAACUUCAUCCUGCUGGGUGUUUCUGACAGGCCAUGGCUGGAGCUUCCUCUUUUUGUGGUCCUUCUAGUGUCCUACGUUCUGGCCAUGCUGGGCAACACUGCCAUCAUCUUGGUGUCUCGGCUAGAUGCCCAGCUCCAUAGCCGCAUGUACAUCUUCCUCAGCCACCUGUCCUUCCUGGACCUCUGCUAUACCACCACCAUGGUCCCACAGAUGCUGUUCAACAUGGGCAGCUCCAGGAAGACCAUCAGCUAUGGUGGCUGCACCGUGCAGUAUGCUAUCUUUCACUGGUUGGGCUGCACUGAGUGCAUCGUCUUAGCCACCAUGGCCCUGGACUGUUAUGUGGCCAUCUGUAAGCCCCUCCGGUAUGCUGUUAUCAUGCACUGCCCUUUCUGCCCGCAGCUCGUGGCCAUGGCCUGGGUCAGUGGCUUCUGCAACUCCCUAAUUCAGGUGGUCCUGACAGUGCAGUUGCCUUUCUGCGGGCAGCAGGUGCUAAACAACUUUUUCUGCGAGGUACCAGCCAUGAUCAAGCUGUCGUGUGCUGGCACGACUGUGAAUGAUGCUACCUUGGCUGUGCUCAUGGCCUUCUUUGUGCUAGCCCCCCUAGCUCUCAUCCUUCUCUCCUAUGGCUUCAUUGCCUGUGCGGUGCUCAGGAUCCAGUCCUCUAAGUGACGGCACAAGGCCUUUGGGACUUGUUCUUCCCGCCUGAUGGUGGUCUCCCUCUUCUACCUACCUGCCAUCUACAUGUAUCUGCAGCCGCCUUCCAGCUACUCCCGAGAGUUGGGAAAGUUUAUCUCCCUCUUCUAUUCCAUAAUCACCCCCACUCUCAAUCCCUUCACCUAUACCCUGAGGAAUAAGGAUGUGAAAGGAACCCUGAGAAGACUCCUGGAAAGGAUCUGGAGGAUCUGCAGAUGA